Lolium rigidum is the source of this 667-nucleotide messenger RNA. RefSeq names its product protein VTE6, chloroplastic-like. NCBI's taxonomy places the organism in Eukaryota, Viridiplantae, Streptophyta, Magnoliopsida, Poales, Poaceae. Gene Ontology annotation, cellular component: membrane. The record is from RefSeq and is a predicted model, not a curated record. The transcript is spliced from 4 exons. Bases 207 to 434 code for a protein of 75 amino acids.
GUAGGUGGUGGAGCAUUCGCUGAACUCUGGAGACUAGGAUAUGUUGCUAGUUUCUGUACUAAACUCGGUGAUACAGUUUCAAGUGAAAUAGGGAAGGCCUAUGGAAGAACAACAGUAGGUACCUGGUGACAACGUUUAAGAUUGUUCCAAGAGGUACAGAAGGUGCAGUCAGCAUUGAGGGUACUCUUGCUGGAAUUGUAGCAGCAAUGUUUCUGGCAGGUGUUGGUUACAGUCUGGGACAGGUGAAUGUACCUCAAGUUGUGCUAUGUGUUCUUGCAUCCCAGAUUGCAAAUUUUGGCGAGAGUUUGAUUGGAGCGACAUUACAAGAUAAGGAAGGUUUUGAAUGGAUGAAUAACGAUGUUGUCAACGUGCUCAACAUCUCUGCUGGUGCCAUUCUGGCUGUUCUAAUGCAGUGGUUCCUUGGGUGCCCCUGAUCAAUUUUUUUUCUUGACUUCUCUGCAGUGCACCCGAUCACAUAAUUUUGUAUAGUGAUAUAGACGGGUGCUACGGCAAUUGUUUAUCAUGUUUUUUGGAGACGUCUGAACUAGAAUCAUAGAAUGAUAGAUUCCGACCUGUGGGAGUCACAGCUGAGUGGAUGUGCAUCUGUGGUCGUAAGUUUUUUCGUUGUUACGUGUUCCUCCUUUCUAGUGCAUAUCACCACCACUCA